Messenger RNA from Opisthorchis viverrini, 1108 nucleotides. RefSeq lists its product as hypothetical. The transcript has 7 exons. Bases 1 to 1002 code for a protein of 333 amino acids. Lineage: Eukaryota; Metazoa; Platyhelminthes; Trematoda; Opisthorchiida; Opisthorchiidae. The record is from RefSeq and is a predicted model, not a curated record. Gene Ontology annotation, molecular function: protein binding.
AUGCAUGCAAAACCGCGAGGCGGGAUUAGAUUAUUUAAUAUCAUCUGUAUUAAGAUGGCGUCAGACCCAAGAAGAGCUAUAUCGUCUGCAUACUGGAUAUCUGUGUGCGAAUGUCCUGGUAGGAUUUUGGCCCCUCAAGCGUUACAGGCUGCGAUUGAAUCUCCACUGAUCAUGUCAAUGGCAAAAUUAAAGGUUGGGGAACCUGACACUAUCUCAGCCCUGGUGCUUCCUUCUGGUGGCAUGGCAGUUAGGUACAGAAUGGAUGAUACAGUUGAACUAAACGGUGACAAGUGGUAUUUCGGUGAGCUAAGUCGCGAAAAGACCAAUGAGCUGCUGCUUGACCAGCCAGUGGGCACUUUUUUGGUGCGCGAUAGCACCACUCAUUCCGGUUUCGUGUUGACCGUUAAGGAAUCCGAUGGGGUAAAACGGUUUUUGAUUCCAUUCAUGCCCAUGAGUCAAAAGUUUCGUUUCGGCGAGUCGCUGUACGAUUCAUUGGAUGAUCUAAUCAGACACUACAUGAAUUCAAAGUCAGCGAUGCGCCUCACCCAACCAGCUCCUAAAGAUGUUUACUUGGGACUUUAUAAUUUUCAAGCAAAGGAUGACACAGAAGUUUCCUUCAGUCGGGCUGAGAGGUUGUACUUCAUUCGACAAAAAGGGCAAUGGAUGUUGUGCAAAGCUGAAUCGUCAGGACAAAUCGGCUGGGUUCCGGUUAAUUAUGUGCAAGAGUUCUCUCCGGAACUUCAUGCGAGACUCAGUGGGCAAAAUGAUCAAGCCUGUGUAGUUUCGGACUGUCGCAAAGGAAAGUUUCUGAGUCUUCCCAAAACUGGCAAGGUUAUCAGGGCUCGCAAUCCCAGCGCCUUUCUUGAGGGUCACUUGAAGAUACAAGUAGGCGAACUGCUCCGAGUUUACAAAGUCCUACAGGAUGGAUUUUGUGAAGUCUGGCGUGAGGAUCAAGUCAGUGGCCUUGUUCCCAUAAAUUAUCUGGAGUUACUAGACGACUGAUGGAAGCCUAAUUUGGUCAGGUUUGAACUUUGCUACGCCUUUUCGCACCCGAUUCAAAUGUACAAAUGAUUUCUUGAUAAUUUGUCCUCUAUUUCUAAUAAACUAU